AGCAUACCAUGAUAUUACAUAUUGUUAUGAAUAUUUGGUAAAAACAUUAAAUAUUGUAACUAUUUAUAUUUCUGCAUAGCAAUACAAAAUGUCUUCCACUCACGGAAAACACAAAUUGCUCCCGGAGGAGUUCAUUUAGCAUUGGAAUCAUACGCUUGUUAAUUUGUCCUCUGCCGACUUGAGUAGAAAAGUAAAUUGCAGUUUCUGGUUUUGAGAGCACUUCAAUAUUUUAUUGCCAUCAGAAUGUGAAAAGAAAUAUCGAGCUAGAGUUGUGUUUUGCAGUACAAUGUGCCAUUCUUUGAAGAUUAUUAAAGCCAGAUAAUUCUAAUGAAAUAUCAAUAAUUGAAUGAGAUUUGUAUAUCUAUGUAGAAAGAAACAUUUACAGAUUAUAAGAAGUAAUUAUGUGUGCUGGUGAUUGCUGUUGUUGUGAUCAGCAAGAUUCAUCUGAGAAGGCUCGGCUGACAAAUCCUGUAGAAAACAGAGGAUGUACGGACAUACCUGUACUACUUAUAUUUGUCCUCUUCUGGGCAGGAAUGAUAUACAUAGCAGCAUUUUCUGUGUCACAUGGAGAUGCCUUUAGAUUGGUGUAUGGCUAUGAUAGUUUUGGAAACACAUGUGAUGAAGAUAAUGCAGACAAGAUGAUGGAAAAUGUCUCAUUGACUGGGCUCAACCAUAAAGGGAAACCUUAUGUUUUCUUCCUUGAUAUCAGAAAGCCGCUUGAGACAACGAUGUUAUGUGUAACUAAAUGUCCAGAUAAGGAACUUACAACUAUACAGCAAGUACAGGAGUUUGCCAUUAAAGAAGGUUCCAAGUUAUGUCGUUAUGAUGUACCAAUAGACAAAAUUACAGAUCCAGCAAAUGCAGAUAAAUGUCCUCAAAACUUCCCUGUAUGGGCAAGUGACGAUUUGUUGUUUAGGUGUGUCCCCAGUAAACUUACUGUUUUGGGUGACAAACUGGCAGAUCUUUUUGAAUUUCUGAAUAAAAGUGAUACGUUCCAGAAAGCUCUCAGUGAUCUUUAUGCUUCGUGGAAAGAAAUGAUUCUUCUUUGUCUUCUGGCUUUAGUUUUUGCUGUAAUAAUGGUUUUACUGAUCAGAUUCAUGGCUUCCAUCAUUGUAUAUGUCAUCUUAGCUGUAGCUAUAGUAGCCAGUUUAGCUGCUACUGGGUUCUUAUGGUGGACAUAUGCAGAUAUAGUGAAUGACCUGAAUGAUGAUAUAAUGCACAAGAUUCCACUUCUGGACAUUGAAGUUAGGGCUAAAACAGCUUUCCUUGUUUACUCAAUCAUAGCCUCAAUCUUAACAGUUAUCCUUCUUUUAAUAAUCUUAGUAAUGAGGAAGAGAGUUGGUUUGGUUGUAGCAUUGUUCUAUGAAGCAGGAGAUUGUUUGUCCACUGUACCAUUACUACUAGUACAGCCAUUGUGGACAUUUUUACUUCUAAUGGCAUUCUUCUUCUACUGGGUUAUUAUACUGGCAUAUCUAUCAACAUCAGAGAUAAGAGAAUAUAAUAAUGUUACUGGACAUAUUGAUUAUAGAGAACACGAGACUGUAUCCUAUUUCUGGUGGUAUCAUCUAAUAGGUUUGAUAUGGACCAGUGAAUUUAUCAUUGCUUGUCAACAACUUGUAGUAUCAGGAACUGUGGCUACAUGGUAUUUUAGCAGAAAUAGAAAUGAUUUAAGCUGCACCAUAUGUAAAUCUAUGAAGAUGAUGAUAUUUUAUCAUCUGGGAUCAGUAGCCUUUGGAGCCUUUGUCAUCACAUUGGUCAAACUUCCUCGAAUGAUACUUAUGUAUAUACACAAAAAACUAAAGUCAUCAGCGGGGAGUAACAAGUGUGCUGAAUAUUGUUUGAAAUGUUGUAUUUGUUGUCUAUGUUGUUUGGAGAAGUGUCUUAAAUUUCUAAAUCAAAAUGCCUACACAGUUGUUGCAAUAAAUGGAACAAGUUUCUGUACAUCUGCAAGGAAGGCAUUUUUCACAAUAAUAGCUAAUGCUUUGAGAGUUGCAGCUAUAAAUAGUGUGGGCGAUUUCAUUUUAUUUUUGGGGAAGAUAGGUGUGACAGCAGCUACUGGUGCAGUUGGAAUAGUGUGGUUUAAGACCAAAUCUGAACUUCAUUUUUAUGCCGUUCCAGUGCUGUUAGUGUGUGUAUUUGCCUAUUUUGUUGCACAUUGCUUUUUAUCUGUAUAUGAGAUGGUAAUUGAUGCCUUACUUCUCUGUUUUGUUGCUGAUGUUGAUGAUAAUGAUGGAACAGAUGGUCGACCAUAUUAUGCCAGCGACAAAUUACGUUCUUUCAUCAAUUCAUACAAUAAGAAAUACAUAGAAGAGACCAGUACAGAGUUGAAUCUCAUGACGAGAAAAGAUAAAGCUGAAGAGGCUGAACCCGCUCAAAUUUAGUAACUCAUACAUUCAAUAACAAUAUUGUGGAAGUUUUCCUUUGAGUCUUGGUUCUAUGACAAGGUUGAUAAUAAUAUGUAUGCUGUUUGAUUGGUAUCAAAUAUUACUGUAGACAAAAAUAAAGGAAACAAACAUAGAAAGUUAAGUUAAAGAAAGGUUUGCGAAAAAAACUCAGGCACUUUAUAACAUUUUAGAUGCUGACAGCAGAAUAGUUUGAAAUGCUUCUAUAUGUACAUGUAAUUUUUGUAUAGGUUAUAUUUCUGAAUGGAAUCUAUUGCAUUAAAACAUUUCAUAGUGAAAAAAAACAGAGCCUAAUACUACAUAGCUCAAAAUUGGACAACAAUGACCAAGGUUAAUCACCUCAGACAAGUUGUCAAAAACUUGAUAAAAUACCAUUUAAAUCUUUCAACUCUUAAAAUUAAUUAUACUUGGAUUCAAUUCCUCAUCAUUUUUUCUACAAGAUGCAAUCGAAUUAACAAGGAAACGGUAUAGCUCUUCAGAAGUUACUACUUUUUCCAUGAAUAAAAAUUAGUUAAAGCAAUUACAGGAGAAGCUGCAUGCUGAUUGUAAGGUGUACAUAUCUGUCUGACAGAAUUCAUCUGAGCUUCACUUUAUUUUCAUGUUUCAUUGGUCAACUUUAACUUUUAGUGAUAAGGUCUGUUUCUAAGAUCAAUAAGCAAUAGGUCAACUAUGAAGUUAGGUCACAUGCCUGUCUUGUAGGGUUCUUCUGACCUUGACAUCUUUUUCAUGGAUCAUUUAUAAUGUUGAGUAGAAAUAAUACCUGCUUUAGAUUAUGAUCUGGAUGACUUUGGACAUAAAUUUCUAUCAUGAUUAGGAGAACAGGAUAGACAAUUUAGAGUGUGCACAAUUGUUUGAAAUAUUUUAACUUGAUGAAAUAACACUUUUCUUUGUUAUCAGCUGCAAGUUUUGACAAAAAUGAGAAUGAGAAAUGUUAAUUGCCUUACAACAUUUAAAAUUCAUUACACAUUUAAAAUAGAGAGUACCUAAAAUAUAUUUGUAUCUCCAGAUAAUUUUACUUGACUUUUGUACAUACACAAUGACAAGGUUGAAUCAAUGUGACCCUAAUGUAUAUGUAAAUAAAGGUCAUGAUGAGUGUACGAAUAUGUGUUUCUGAUAUUUUCAUUGGUCUGUUUUUAUAAGGUUGUUUAUUUUUUUGAAAAUAAUCCCAAAAUUGAUUCAUGUCUUGUUUCGAUUGUAUACAGUGUAAAUGUACAUAUUCUGAAUAUGAGGAUUAUAAUGAAAAUUUUGGUGCAUAGUACUAACUACAGCUAGAUUUAGUUAAUAUUGCUUUGUUACUUUGAAUUUUAUCAUGUUUAAUGGCUAUUGAUGCUCUUGUUUCUAGCAAUUAUAAUAAGAGUUUACUGUAUUCAAUUUACAGGGUACUGUAAAAAUGGCUGCCAUAUUUAGAACAAGGUGAAUAAAUCUUCUCAUUGUAGAAGUAUCAAUUUAUUUUAAACUUCACUAGGUUGUAUUGGUUUGGGUUUUAGGGGGAUUUAAUAUCUCUUUUGGUAUCUAUAGGCUAUAGGUUGUUUGAUUUUUGUUUAAUCCAUUUAAAUUUGCAUUCAGGAAAGGCAUUUAAAAUAGAGGCAGUAAGAUUCAAAUUUCUCUCAUAUACUUUUUAGGAAUAAGAUAUCACAUCUGGUCCAUUGAAAGGGAAGCUGAAAUUGCCUUUCUUAAUUGUUAAUUAUUUUAACAUAUAUCAGCUUAAUUUUUAGAUUUAACUGUCCUUCUAAUCUGAUUCAGAUAGAUCUGUCCACCAGUGUUGUCCAUCUGUAGUGCCUUUUAAAUAUACCAGCCUGAAUAUUUUUUUGGCUACUAUUUAGUGCAAAAAGGUGUGCACAAAAGAAUUUUCCCUCUAUAUAUUUACAAUAGAGCUGCAAAUUGAUUCAUAUUUUUAUGUUUUUUUUUCAUUUUGGCUUGGUAGACAAGACUAUCAUUCAAAAUGACUUUUCAUAUUUAAAAUAAAUGUUUUAAAUUAAACUUUUGAAAAUUGAAAUUUUGUAUGAUUGGUCUAUAUAUUUUAUGACUGUCUGAUUACAUUAAUAAUCAAUAUUGCUAAAGUAAUCUUGUACAGGGUAAGUUUAUUUAAUAAUAAAGUAAUUUUUAUAAUUUUCCAAUCUUCAUGUAAACAUUAGUAAUAUACUUGCAUCACCUUUUUAACCAUACAACAAUUCAUAGCAGUUUUUCCUAUCUUAGAUUCUAAUAAUUACUAUAGAAUUUUAAAUGUAUUGGAGAGGUAUAUGCUUGCAACAUAACCAAGUUAACCUAGGUAUCAUACAUACAUGAUUAAUGUAUUUGUAAUGGGGUAUUGAAGGUGGUUCUAAGUGAAAUAUAUCCUGUUUAUCAGAAAAAAGAUCUCAUUUAUAAAUAACUUAUAACAUCACAAAUGCAUUAUAUGUAUGGGAGAUUGGGUCAGAGUCACCAUCAGAUACUUAAGUAAACGAUAUGUUUCAGAUUUCUCUUCUAUACUAUAUCUUAUUACAUGUACAUGUCUUUUUUUCAUUUCAUUGCAAUAGUUAUAAAGACUUUAUAAUAUGCCAACUAAAGAAGAUCUGAUAUAAAAAUAGCAAAAUAGCAAGAUUUUGUAUAAAAUGCUAUGAUUAUUGGAUUAUAAGACACCUAGAUUUUGCUGGUUAAUUGAUAACAUGAACAAAAAUGUAAUUUGUAAAAUGAGAAAUUGCUAAUUUUUGAAUAUUUUUUAAUCACAAAGUAUUUGACAACUUUUUUUUUUUUUUUUUUUUUAGAAUUUACUAUCUUUUGUACAUUGUCAUUUGUUUAUUUGCAUCUCUGCACAUACAAGAUGGAUGAUGCAAUCAGAUACAAAGGUCAAAUGGUCAUGGUUAGGCAAUUAUGUCAACAAUAGGUUGAAUUCAGAAUUGAUGCAUGGAGAAUUGUAAAAAAUAUAAUGUUCCAUCAUGGACCUUACACAACAACAGCAUUUUUUUGUCAUUUGGAAUUUAGAUUUUCACUUUGGUAGCAAAGUUUGAAACAACUUUUUAAGGAAUUUUUUUUUCUACCAUACAAUGUUUUGAAUUACAUGUAUUUUGAUUAUUUUUUUUAUAAUAUUAUUUUACAAAUUGCAUUUGAAUUAAGGUGUCUUUUAAACUUGAUUAUUUUGCAUCCCUUGCAAUAUUCCCCUGAAAGAGAUCGUAUAAAUUCUUUUGUUACUUAAGUUUUUUAUUUUUUAUUUUCAAUAUAUGUGUUAUGUUGCAUUUGUAUGUUAACAAAUAUUUUUUAUACAUCAUUGAAGUUAAUUAUAAAUUAUAACCAUAUAUUGUUAUUAUUUUCAAAGUAUAUACAUAGAUAACAUUGUAAUAUUAUUAUUUUCUUUUUUUUCUAAUAAAGUGAAAGCUUA
Molecule: messenger RNA, 5757 nt
Organism: Mytilus californianus (California mussel)
Lineage: Eukaryota; Metazoa; Mollusca; Bivalvia; Mytilida; Mytilidae
Product: choline transporter-like protein 1
Exons: 18
Coding region: 402-2381 (659 amino acids)
Biological process (GO): transmembrane transport
Cellular component (GO): membrane
Molecular function (GO): transmembrane transporter activity
Source: RefSeq, a predicted model, not a curated record